Molecule: messenger RNA, 931 nt
Organism: Hemicordylus capensis (graceful crag lizard)
Lineage: Eukaryota; Metazoa; Chordata; Lepidosauria; Squamata; Cordylidae
Gene: RBM8A
Product: RNA binding motif protein 8A
Exons: 6
Coding region: 112-636 (174 amino acids)
Biological process (GO): RNA splicing
Cellular component (GO): nucleus; exon-exon junction complex; cytoplasm
Molecular function (GO): mRNA binding
Source: RefSeq, a predicted model, not a curated record
UUCCCGCUCAACUGCGCAGGCGUGCGGCCCUCCCGUCGUCCUUUGCGCGCGCCUUCCCUUCGGCUUCCAUCCGUCUCCAGACAGCGCAGUGGUGGUCUUUGAGCAUCCGAGAUGGCGGACGUGCUAGACCUCCACGAAGCGGGCGGCGAGGACUUCGCCAUGGACGAGGAUGGCGACGAAAGCAUCCACAAGUUGAAGGAGAAAGCAAAGAAGAGGAAAGGCCGAGGAUUUGGAUCAGAGGAGGGCUCCCGAGCCCGUGUCCGUGAGGACUACGAUAGCGUGGAGCAAGACGGGGAUGAGCCGGGCCCUCAGAGAUCGGUGGAAGGCUGGAUCCUCUUUGUCACGGGGGUUCACGAGGAGGCCACGGAAGAGGACAUUCACGACAAAUUUGCUGAGUUUGGCGAAAUCAAGAACCUCCACCUCAACCUCGACCGGCGGACAGGCUACCUGAAGGGCUAUACACUCGUGGAGUACGAGACCUACAAAGAAGCCCAGGCGGCCAUGGAAGGGCUGAAUGGGCAGGACCUCAUGGGGCAGCCCAUCAGCGUGGACUGGUGCUUCGUCAGGGGGCCUCCGAAGGGAAAGCGGAGGGGUGGCCGCAAGAGAAGCCGGAGUCCCGACCGGAGGAGACGCUGAGCCCUCUUCACCUGUUCCGGAGCAUGAACCAGAAGGGACGUCUUGGCACUUCUGUGGUGGAACCUGCCCUCCUCUCCACCCAAACCUAGUUGAUCUUUUACCACUUUGUAUUCCUGGGUUAUUCCUUUUAUUUGUAUCACCCUCAAUACUGCGGUCUUCAGAUUUGUGAUGUUGGUCUCGAUUGAAACCUUUCCCCACGUCUCACUAGAGACCGUUCUUCUUUUCAUGCUGAGAACGGUAUUCUCUGAAGACAAAGUUCAGAAUUAAAAAGUAGUGGGUUUUUGUAAAAACAAAA